Messenger RNA from Gloeophyllum trabeum ATCC 11539, 2115 nucleotides. RefSeq lists its product as uncharacterized. NCBI's taxonomy places the organism in Eukaryota, Fungi, Basidiomycota, Agaricomycetes, Gloeophyllales, Gloeophyllaceae. Bases 1 to 1923 code for a protein of 640 amino acids. The record is from RefSeq and is a predicted model, not a curated record. The transcript has a single exon.
AUGCCCGAGCGCAACGAUGAACAUAAUGGCCAGCGACCCAGCCCUCCGAUAGUCCCGCCAGCACGAAGUCGCUCGUACCGUGGCGCUAUCCAGACGGGGUGGCAGCUCUCAUUUGGUCCGCAUGCAGCGGGCCACGCUCAUGGGCGCCUCGAAUGCCCUGCUUUGCUUUACGACCCAAACGUCUUCGAUGUCGUUCUUGUUCCGCACGCGCUCGUUUCGUCGGUCACGCAGACCGUAAACCGUUACAUGAGGAAGCAGAGCAGCAUGGGUUUCCGGGAGUCGGAGGCGAGAUUUUUUGGUGAAGUUCCUCCCACUGCUCCUAGGAGGUCCGGCGGGGAUAUCCCCAUUCCAGUUCAAUGUCCACGAACUCAUCAUGUUCACCCCUCUCACACUCCUGAAGAAGGCUCUCGCCACACGACGCCAGACGCUCGCCACAUGACUCCUGAUAGACCCCCUCAAGCUCAAGUACCUCCUCCGCCAGCUCAAAGUCAAAGGAUAAACCCACAACCUGCCCCUGCGCCUGCACAACCCCAGCCGACUGCUCGCCACGUCCCGCCGCCACCACCACCUCCUAUAGCGCAGGCUCUUCAACAGGGGCCUCCACCACCCGCGCCUCAACCCACUUCAACUGGUCGCAGCUACUACCGACCCUCGGCACGAUAUGACGAUCCUCCCCCCGCCCAACCUGCUCCUAAAGCGCCACCAAAGGCGCGACAAGCACGUCAAGCACGUCAAGCCCCUCCAGCCCCUCCUCCGCGUCCCCCGACACCCAUGCAAGUUGACACUGUGUCGGAAGGGCCCGAGAGCGAGGCAGAGACCGAACCAGCUGAGGUGCGACCCCUGUCGCCGUACUACAACACGUCGGGUGAGAGUGAAGUCGGCUCGGACGACGAGGACUCGGAUGAGGAGCACGAUGAAUUGGACGACGACGACGAUGACCACGCACCACCUAAGCACCGCGCGUCGAUACGUCGCCAAAACUCUAAGACGCUGCAGAAGAAGCAGCAGAAGAACAUGUGGGUGCAGAACAGGAGGCCGGCGCCCUUGCGCGCGCGCGCCUCCGCCUCUUCCAUUCCUAUGGGUCCUACCAAUCCGGUGGCGAGCACGUUGCCUCCGAGGGCGGCGAGCCUUGGGCCUCCCGUGGCCCCAAGGAGCGCAGCUGCGGGAAGCAACACGGACAACGACGAUAACGACGUCGCGAUGAUCUGUUUUGGCGAGCGCCCCCGCGGCAACGCGAGGAGUGCGCCCGUGUCCCCUGUGGGGUCAUCCGCCUCCGCCGCGCGCUCUCCGAGCCCUGACGUGCCCCUCUCAAGCACCGCGAACCUCCAAACCACUGCGGAAACUCCGGACGGCGCCGACACGGACCACGAGCACCUGCCACCCAGGACGCGCAAGAAGGUGGGCCGGCCGAAGAAGCGCAAGGUCGUGCCCAAGGACGACGGCGACACGCCCGAGCGCGAGUCGAAGCGGCGGAAGCCGCGGACGAGCAUCAGCGCGGCGAAGGCGAGCCCGCCACCGUCGUCGUCGGGGGCGAAGCCGCCCGCGCCGGAGGCGCCGUACGGGCCCGUGUACACCUGCCGGUGGCCGCGGUGCGCGCACACGCUGCACCAGGCGGACCCGCGCGAGGCGAAGGCGCACAUCCAGUCGCACAUGAACGCGUACAAGGCGGAGCAGACGCGCGAGCACGCGCUCGUGCGCUGCCUGUGGGACGGGUGCGACCAGUGGGCGAAGGUGGAGAACCUCGGGCGGCAUAUUAUUUUCGUGCAUUUGAAGAUGAACUAUGAGUGCCCGCAUUGCGGGAAGACGCUGGCGAGGAAGGAUGCGCUGAAGAGGCAUUGCCAGAGCCAGCACCCGCGUGAGAUGGACCAGUGGCCGCAUAAUGGGCAGGAUCCGGACGGGGGCGGGGAUGCCAUGAUGGAGUGAGUGAGUGAGCAAGCAAGCAAGCAAGCAAGCAAGCAAAGGCAAGAAGUCAUUAAGAAGUUCUGAAAGUUUAUGCAUGUCUUUCUUUUUGUUUCAUAUGUUGUAUGUGUAUGGCCCCAUAUGCAUGUAUUUCUGUUUCUCUGUAUGUAUGGUAGUCCCACCCAAUGUCAUUCCUUUGGUCUAUGACACUAUGGC